This is a messenger RNA of Pteropus alecto (black flying fox), 14760 nucleotides long. RefSeq names its product hemicentin 2 (gene HMCN2). Gene Ontology annotation, cellular component: plasma membrane; neuronal cell body; axon. Gene Ontology annotation, molecular function: axon guidance receptor activity; calcium ion binding. Lineage: Eukaryota; Metazoa; Chordata; Mammalia; Chiroptera; Pteropodidae. The record is from RefSeq and is a predicted model, not a curated record. Gene Ontology annotation, biological process: synapse organization; homophilic cell-cell adhesion.
AUGGUAGCCAUCAUCCUCAUCCUCAGCCCCAUCGCGGUUGGAGACAAUAUUGGCCCAGUGACCCUCACGGCGGACCCCGCGGUGUUUCAGAGGGAGUUGAGAGAACUCUACGUGCAGGGAGGUGGGGACUGCCCCGAGAUGAGCGUGGGGGCCAUCGAAGCUGCGGUGGAGGUCGCCGGCCCCGGCUCCUUCAUCUUCGUCUUCUCGGACGCCCGUGCCAAGGACUACCACAGAAAGGACGAGGUGCUGAGGCUCCUGCAGCUGAAGCAGUCGCAGGUGGUCUUCGUGCUGACUGGGGACUGUGGUGACCGCACCCACCCUGGCUACCUGGCUUACGAAGAGAUUGCUGCCACCAGCUCUGGGCAGGUGUUCCACCUGGACAAGCAGCAGGUGACCGAGGUGCUGAAGUGGGUGGAGUCAGCAAUCCAGGCCAACAAGGUGCACCUGCUGUCUACAGACCACGAGGAGGGCGGUGAGCACACGUGGAGGAUUCCCUUUGACCCCAGCCUGCAGGAGGUCACCGUCUCCCUGAGCGGCCCGGGGCCUGAGAUUGAAGUUCGAGACCCGCUGGGGAGGAUCCUGCAGAAGGACGAGGGCCUCAAUGUGCUGCUCAGCAUUCCUGACUCGGCCAAGGUCGUGGCCUUUAAGCCUGAGCAUCCUGGGCUGUGGUCCAUCAAGGUCUACAGCAGUGGCCGCCACUCGGUGAGGAUCACGGGCGUCAGCGACAUCAGCUUCCGAGCUGGCUUCUCCACCUGGCCCUCUCUGGACCUCAACCACACCAUCGAGUGGCCCCUGCAAGGGGUGCCCAUCUCGGUGGUGAUCAACGCCACGGGCUUGCAGGCCCCUGGCCACGUGGACUCGGUGGAGCUCUCACACAGCUCGGGGAGGCCCCUCCUCACGCUGCCCGUGCAGCCCCUCUCCAACGGUUCCACCCAUCAGCUGUGGGGCGGGCCGCCCUUCCGGGCACCCCCAGAGCGCUUCUACCUCAAGGUGAAAGGCGAGGACCACGAGGGGAACCCCCUCCUCCGUGUCUCCGGAGUUGCCUACAGUGGGGUGGCCCCAGGCGCCCCCCUGGUGAGCAUGCCCCCCAGGAUCCACGGCUACCUGCACCGGCCCCUGCUGGUCUCCUGCUCCGUGCACAGCGCCCUCCCCUUCCAGCUACAGCUGCGGCGGAAAGGAACCAAGCUGGGCGAGGAGAGGCACUUCCAGGAGUCAGGAAACAGCAACUGGGAAAUCCCCCGGGCCUCCAAGGCGGAGGAGGGCACGUACCAGUGCACGGCCGUCAGCGGGGCCGGGACCGGCCAAGCAGAGGCCCAGGUUGUCAUUACAGACCCCCCACCACAGCUGGUUCCUGCCUCCAACGUGACCGUGUCCCCAGGGGAGACUGCCAUCCUGUCCUGCCGGGUCCUGGGAGAGGCCCCCUACAACCUGACAUGGGUGCGGGACUGGCGAGUCCUCUCGGCGUCGACAGACAGAGUCACGCAGCUGGCCGACAUGUCCCUAGAGGUCAGCGGCGUCAUCCCCAGUGAUGGUGGGCGGUACCAGUGCAUAGCCAGCAAUAUCAACGGGGUCACGAGGGCGUCCGUCUGGCUCCUGGUGCGAGAAGCCCCACAGAUCAGCAUCCACACCAGAUCCCAGCGCUUUUCCCAGGGCAUGGAGGUGAGGGUCCGCUGCUCAGCCUCUGGGUACCCUGCACCCCACAUCUCCUGGAGCCGUGAUGGUCACGCCCUGCAAGAGGACAGCAGAGUCCAUGUGGAUGCCCAGGGGACCCUGGUCAUUCAGGGAGUGGCCCCAGAGGACGCCGGGAAUUACAGCUGCCAGGCAGCUAAUGAGGUUGGCACAGACGAGGAGACGGUCACCCUCUACUAUGCAGACCCGCCGUCCGUCUCUGCCAUCAGCGCCGUGGUGCUCGCAGCUGUCGGGGACGAGGCCGUGCUGAUGUGUGAGGCGUCCGGGGUGCCCCCACCCCGGGUCAUCUGGUAUCGAGGUGGUCUCGAAAUGAUUCUGGGCCCCGAUGGCUCCAGCUCUGGGACGCUGCGGAUCCCGGAUGUUCGGGAGAGGGAUGCUGGCGUCUAUACCUGCCGAGCUGUCAAUGAGUUGGGUGACGCCUCUGCAGAAAUCCGGCUGGAGGUUGGACGUGCACCCCAGCUGAUGGAGCUGCCCCGGGAUGUCACCGUGGAGCUGGGCAGGAGUGCCCUCCUGGCAUGUCGGGCCGUGGGCCGCCCGCCCCCCAUGGUCACCUGGCGCCGUGGGGAUGGUCAGCCGCUGGGGCCCGGGCGCGGCAGCAGGAGCAGGCAGCCUGAUUCGGGAGUGCUGUUCUUUGAAAGUGUGGUCCCCGAAGACCAGGCCCCGUACGUCUGUGAAGCUCAGAACGUGUUCGGGAAGGUCCAGGUGGAGACCCGGCUCGUGGUGACUGGACAUGCCCCUCCACAGGUCGCCAGCAGCGCCUCCACCAUCCGGGUGCUGGAGAGGCAGCCAGCGUCUCUGCCCUGCAUCAUCCUGGCCGGCAGGCCCCUCCCGGAGAGGCGCUGGCUCAAGGCCGGUCAGCCACUCCCGCCUGGCAGCCGGCAUUCUGUCCGAGCCGAUGGCAGCCUCCACCUUGACCAGGCACUGCAGGAGGACGCAGGGAGGUACAGCUGUGUGGUCACCAACACGGCUGGCUCUCAGCACAGGGAUGUGGAGCUGGUUGUCCACGUGCCACCUAGAAUCCAGUCCACCGCAACCCACCAUGUCACCAAUGAGGGAGUUCCAGUCUCUCUGCCCUGUGUUGCCUCAGGAGUUCCCACCCCCACCGUCGCCUGGACCAAGGAAACCAAUGCCCUGACCUCGAGCGGUCCCCACUACAACGUGAGCAAGGAUGGGACCUUGGUCAUCGCUCAGCCAUCCACCCGGGAUGCAGGGGCCUACAUCUGCACAGCCACCAACACCGUGGGCUUCUCUAGCCAGGAGAUGCGGCUCUCUGUCAACACCAGGCCCGAGAUCCGUGUGAAUGGUUCGAACGGUACAGACAGUCCUCUGAGAGUCACAGCCAAGGCCGGCGACGAGGUGACCCUGGACUGUGAGGCCCAGGGCUCCCCACCCCCGUUGGUCACCUGGAUCAAGGACUCCCGCCCUGUGCCACUUAUCGCCGACAGGCAUCGCCUGCUCCCGUCAGGCUCCCUGCAUCUGACACAGGCCCAGGUCGGUGACAGGGGUCUCUACGAAUGCACGGCCAGUAACCCCGCAGGGUCCGCCUCUCAGCGCUACAUCCUCGGGGUGCAAGUUCCUCCACAGGUGCAGCCGGGCCCACGGGUCCUGAAGGUCCUGGCGGGUGAAGCUCUGGACCUGAACUGUGUGGCCGAGGGCACCCCAGAGCCCAGGCUGACCUGGGCCAAGGACGGGGUGGUCCUACAGGGCGAGCAGCCCGAGGGCUCCAUCCACUUUGCAGCCAUCCGAACCUCCGAUGCUGGCACGUACCGCUGUGAGGCCUCCAACAGCGCUGGGGUGGACGCCUGGGAGCUGGAGCUUCGGGUGCUGGAGCCGCCGUACUGGGGUGCCGAUGAGACCAGCGGCCUACUGGAGCGGGUGGCGGGCCAGAACGCCAGCCUGCCGUGCCCUGCCAGAGGGACGCCCGAGCCGCAGGUCACGUGGCGGAAGGGUGCUUCCUCGGAGCCCCUGCGUGGCCGGCCGGGGCUGGCAGUGCUGGACGAAGGCUCUCUGUUCCUGGCCUCGGUCUCUCCCAGCGAUGGCGGAGACUAUGAGUGCCAGGCCACCAACGAGGCGGGCUCCGCGUCCAGGAGGGCCAAGCUGGUGGUCUAUGUGCCCCCCAGCAUCCGGGAGGACGGACGCAGGGCCAACGUGUCGGGCCUGGCCGGGCAGUCCCUGACGCUGGAGUGUGAUGCGAACGGCUUUCCGGCCCCUGAGAUCGUGUGGCUCAAGGAUGGGCAGCCGAUCCGCGAGGUGGGCAGCCACCGCCUCCAGAACGGGGCCCGGGCCCUCCACUUCCCUGGGAUCCAGGAGAGCGAUUCUGGCCUCUACUCCUGCCGAGCGGAGAACCAGGCCGGGGCCGCCCAGCGGGACUUCGAGCUCCUCGUGCUCAUCCCGCCUUCCCUGCUGGGAGCCGGGGCCGCUCAGGAGGUGCUGGGCCUGGCUGGUGCCGAGGUGAAGCUGGAGUGCCGGACCUCAGGGGUCCCCACACCCCAGGUGGAGUGGACCAAGGACAGGCAGCCUGUCCUUCCGGGGGACCCUCACAUCCAGCUCCAGGAGGACAGCCAGGUUCUCAGAAUCACCAGCAGUCACCUGGGGGACCAGGGGCGGUACCAGUGUGUGGCCUUCAGCCCAGCGGGCCAGCAGGCAAAGGACUUUCAGCUCAGAAUCCACUCACCUCCCACCAUCUGGGGCUCCAACGAGACAAGCGAGGUGGCUGUCAUGGGGGGCCACCCGGUGCAGUUCCUGUGUGAGGCCCGAGGAGUACCGGCUCCUGACAUAGCCUGGUUCAAGGAUGGGGCCCCGCUGCCCCCCAGCUCUGAGGCUGUCUACACCAGGGGCGGCCGGCAGCUGCAGCUGGGGAGGGCCCAGGUCUCGGACGCUGGCGUCUAUACCUGCAAGGCCAGCAAUGCUGUGGGGGUCACGGAGAAAACCACCAGACUGGAAGUUUACAUCCCACCCACCAUCGAGGGCGCUGCCGAAGGGCCUCACUUAGUGAAGGCCGUGGCCGGGAGGCCCUUGGCGCUGGAAUGCGUGGCCAGAGGCCACCCACCGCCCACCCUCUCCUGGUACCACGAGGGACGGCCAGUGGGGGACAGCAACGGCACGUGGCUAGAGGCCGGCGGCAGCGUGCUGAGCCUGGAGAGCCUGGGGGAGGCGUCCGGAGGCCGGUACAGCUGCGUGGCCAGCAGCCCCGCUGGGGAGGCCGUGCUGCAGUACGCCGUGGACGUGCAGGUGCCCCCACAGCUCCUGGUGGCCGAAGGCUUGGGCCAGGUGACCACCCUCGUGGGACAGCCCCUGGAUCUUCCCUGCCAGGCCUCAGGCUCUCCGGUGCCCACUGUCCAAUGGCUGCAGAAUGGCCGCCCAGCUGAGGAGCUGGCAGGGGUGCAGAUGGCCUCCCAGGGAACCACACUGCACAUCGACCGCGUGGAGCAGGGCCACGCGGGCCUCUUCUCCUGCCAGGCCACCAACGAGGCAGGCACUGCCGGGGCCGAGGUGGAGUUGUCUGUGCACGAGCUCCCAUCAGUGGUCAUCAUUGGAGGUGAGAACAUUACAGCCCCUUUCCUGCAGCCUCUGACCCUCAGAUGUGCAGGCACUGGGGUGCCUACCCCGAGCCUCCGCUGGUGGAAGGAUGGGGUGGCCCUGGCAUCCUCGGGGGGGAUCCUGCAGAUCGAGAAGGUGGACCUGCGGGAUGAAGGCGUCUACACUUGUGCCGCCACUAACCUGGCUGGGGAGAGCAAGAGGGACGUGGUGCUCAAGGUUUUGGUGCCCCCCAACAUUGAGCCAGGCCCGGUCAACAAGGCAGUGCUGGAGAAUGCCUCCGUGACCUUGGAGUGCCUGGCUUCGGGUGUGCCCCCUCCAGAUAUCUCCUGGUUCAAGGGCCGCCAGCCUGUCUCUGCCCGCAAGGGAGUGACGGUGUCAGCCGAUGGGAGAGUUCUCCUCAUUGAGCGAGCCAGAUUCUCUGACUCUGGGAGCUACCGCUGUGUGGCAUCCAAUGUGGCAGGCCACACAGAGCUGCAGUACGGCCUACGAGUCAAUGUACCUCCACGCAUCACGCUGCCACCCAGCCUGCCAGGCCCCGUGCUGCUCAGCGCCCCGGUCCGGCUGACCUGUAACGCCACCGGCACCCCCAGCCCCACGCUGAUGUGGUUAAAGGAUGGAAACCCUGUGUCCACCGCAGGGACCUCUGGCCUUCAGAUCUUCCCUGGGGGCCGGGUCCUCACGCUGGCCAGUGCCCGGGCCUCCGACUCUGGCAGCUACUCCUGUGUGGCCGUGAGCACAGCGGGCGAGGACCGCCGGGAGGUCAUCCUGCACGUCCAUGUGCCCCCCAGCAUCCUUGGGGAAGAGCUGAACGUGUCCGUCCUGGCCAACGAGUCAGUGGCCCUGGAGUGCCGGAGCCACGCCAUGCCGCCUCCCGUGCUGAGCUGGCGGAAGGACGGCCACCCCCUGAAGCCGCGGCCUGGAGUCCGGCUCUCCGCAGACAAGGCCUUGCUGGAGGUGGGCCGAGCAGAGGUGCGGGACGCCGGCCGCUAUACCUGCGAGGCUCUGAACCAGGCAGGUCGCUCAGAGAAGCACUACAACCUGAACGUCUGGGUCCCUCCAGUGUUCCCCCCUCGGGAGCCCAGCACCCUGACUGUGAUGGAGGGACAUCCUGCCAGGCUGUCCUGUGAAUGUCGGGGUGUCCCUUUCCCCAAGAUCUCCUGGAGGAAGGAUGGUCAGCCCGUGCCUGGGGAGGGGGCCAGCCAUGAGCAGGUGUCAGCUGUGGGGCGGCUGCUAUACCUGGGACAGGCCCAGGUGGCCCAAGAGGGAACGUACACCUGUGAGUGCAGCAACGUGGCAGGGAAUAGCAGCCAGGACCAGCAGCUGGAGGUGCAUGCCCCACCUCAGAUCGCUGGCCCCCGGGAGCCGCACACACAGAUCUCCGUGAUCCAGAACGGGAAGGCCACGCUGGAAUGCAACGCCACAGGGAACCCGCCACCCAGGGUGAAGUGGGAGCGAGACGGCCAGCCGGUGGGGGCCGAGCCUGGCCUCCGGCUGCAGAACUGGGGCCAGAGCCUGCACGUGGAGCGGGCGCGGGCUGCCCACGCCGGACGCUACAGCUGCGUGGCCGAGAACGUGGUCGGGAGGGCCGAGAGGAGGUUCACGCUCUCCGUGCUGGUGCCCCCAGAGCUCGUUGGAGACCUGGACCCACUGACCAACGUCACUGCCGCCUUGCACAGCCCCUUGACGCUGCUCUGUGAAGCCACGGGCAUCCCACCCCCAAGGGUCCGCUGGUUCCGAGGGGAGGAGCCCAUCAGCCCCGGGGAGGACACCUACCUGCUGGCAGGGGGCUGGAUGCUGAAGAUGACCCGGACACAGGAGCGAGACAGAGGCCUCUACUCGUGCCUGGCAAGCAACGAGGCUGGGGCGGUGCAGAGGAACUACAGCGUGGAGGUCCUGGUUCCUCCCAGUAUCGAGAACGAGGACCUGGAGGAGGCAGUCACGGUCCCUGAGGGACAGACCGCCCACCUGACGUGCAAUGCCACCGGCCACCCGCGGCCCAGGGUCACGUGGUUCAAAGAUGGUCGGCCACUGGCUGGCGGAGACGCCCACCACAUUUCUCCCGAUGGAGCCAUCCUGCGGGUCCUCGAGGCCAACCUGUCCAGCGCCGGCCACUACUCCUGCAUUGCAGCCAACGCAGUCGGGGAGGAGACCAGACACUUCCGGCUUAGUGUCCUGGUGGUGCCCACCAUCUUGGGGGUGACCGAGGACAGUGCAGACGAGGAGGUGACCGUGACCAUCAACAACCCCAUUUCUCUGAUCUGUGAGGCCCUGGCCUUCCCCUCCCCCACCAUCACCUGGAUGAAGGACGGGGCCCCGUUUGAGGCCUCCAACAACAUCCAGCUGCUCCCAGGCACCCACGGGCUCCAGAUCCUGAAUGCCCAGAAGGAAGAUGCGGGCCAGUACACCUGCGUGGUCACCAACGAGCUUGGGGAGGCCAUGAAGAACUACCACGUGGAAGUCCUCAUCCCUCCUGCCAUCUCCAAAGACGACCCCGCCGGGGCGGUCAGUGUGAAGGAAGUGAAGACCAAGGUCAAUAGCACCCUGACCCUGGAGUGUGAGUGCUGGGCUGCGCCCCCACCCACCAUCAGCUGGUACAAGGAUGGACAGCCCGUGACCCCCAGCGAGCGGCUCCGAGUCCUGGGUGAGGGGCGGCUGCUUCAGAUCCAGCCCACGCAGGUCUCGGAUUCGGGGCGGUACCUAUGCGUGGCCACCAAUGUGGCUGGCGAGGAUGACCAGGACUUUAACGUGAUUAUCCAGGUGCCCCCCAUGUUCCAGAAGGUGGGCGAUGCCGGUGCAGACUUGGAGUUCCUGUCCCAGGCGGAGGAGGUCCGGGGCGGGGUGACGGAAUACCGGGAGGUCAUGGAGAGCAACCCCGCGUACCUGUACUGCGACACCAACGCGGUCCCAGCCCCGGAGCUCACCUGGUACAGGGAGGACCAGCCCCUCUCGGCCACAGAUGGCGCGUCUGUUCUGCAAGGAGGCCGGGUCCUGCAGCUCCCCCUGGUACGUGCGGAGGAUGCUGGGAGGUACUCGUGCAAGGCCUCCAAUGAGGUGGGAGAGGCCUGGCUGCACUACGAGCUGGCGGUGCUGACCCCACCUGUGAUCCUGGGUGACACGGAAGAGCUGGUGGAGGAGGUGACCGUCAAUGCCAGCAGCACCGUCAGCCUACAGUGUCCAGCCCUGGGCAACCCAAUGCCCACCAUCUCGUGGCUCCAGAAUGGACUGCCUUUCUCCCCGAGCCCACGGCUGCAGGUCCUGGAGGACGGGCAAGUCUUACAGGUGUCCACAGCAGAGGUGGCCGAUGCUGCCAGCUACAUGUGUGUGGCUGAGAACCCCGCGGGCUCUGUGGAGAAGCUCUUUACCCUCAGGGUGCAAGUCCCACCACGAAUCGCAGGCCCGAACUUGGAGCAGGUCACGGCCAUCGUCAACAGCAGCGUCUCCCUCCCCUGCGAUGUCCAUGCUCACCCGAGCCCUGAGGUCACAUGGUACAAGGACAGCCAGGCCCUCGCCCUGGGGGAAAAGGUCUUCUUCCUGCCUGGUACCCACACGCUGCAGCUGGCACGGGCACAGCCAUCGGACUCUGGGACGUACAUGUGCGAGGCUCUCAACGCGGCCGGCAGAGACCAGAAGCUGGUGCAGCUUAGUGUGCUGGUUCCCCCCGCCUUCAGGCAGGCUCCCAGUGGCCCCCAGGAUGCGUUCUUGGUGAGGGCCGGGGACAAAGCCGUUCUGAACUGUGAGACAGACUCGCUCCCCGAGCCAGCUGUGACUUGGUACAAGGACGGGCAGCCCCUGGUCCUGGCACAGCGGACCCAGGCUCUUCAGGGUGGGCAGAGGCUGGAGAUCCUGGACACCCAGGUGUCAGAUAAAGGUCUGUAUAGCUGUAAAGUGAACAAUGUGGCCGGGGAGGCUGUGCGGACAUUCGUCCUCACCGUCCAGGUGCCCCCAACGUUUGAGAACCCCAAGACGGAGACAGUAAGCCAGGUGGCUGGGAGCCCUCUGGUCUUGACCUGUGAUGUGACUGGUGUCCCUGCGCCCACUGUCACUUGGCUGAAGGACAGAAUGCCUGUUGAGAGCAGCGUGGCGCAUGGCGUGGUCUCCCGGGGUGGCCGCCUCCAGCUGAGUCGCCUGCGGCGGGCCCAAGCUGGCACCUACACGUGUGUGGCCGAGAACGCCCAGGCUGAGGCCCGAAAGGACUUCGUGGUGGCCGUGCUGGUGGCCCCCCAGAUCAGGAGCUCGGGCAGCAUGCAGGAGCACAGCGUCCUGGAGGGACAGGAGGUGCGGCUGGACUGCGAGGCUGAUGGGCAGCCACCGCCCGAGGUGGCCUGGCUGAAGGACGGUGGCCCGCUGGGCCAGGGCGUGGGCCCCCACCUUCGGUUCUACCUGGACGGCAGCUCUCUGGUGCUGAAGGGCCUCAUGGCUUCGGACUCAGGCGCCUACACCUGCGUGGCCCACAACGCGGCCGGGGAGGACGCCAGGCUGCACACCGUGAACGUGCUGGUGCCUCCCACCAUUGAGCAGGGCACAGAAGGCACAGGGACCCUGGUGCACAGGUCUGGGGAGCUGGUGACCAUGGCGUGCCCCGUCCGGGGCUCUCCACCCAUCCACGUGAGCUGGCUCAAGGACGGCCUGCCCCUCCCCCUCUCCCAGCGCACCCACCUCCUGGGCUCCGGCCGCAUCCUCAGGAUUUCCCAGGUGCAGUUGGCAGAUUCCGGCACCUUCACCUGUGUGGCUGCGAGCCCAGCUGGCGUGGCCGACAGAAACGUGACCUUGCAGGUGCAUGUGCCCCCUGUCCUGGAGCCGGCAGAGUUCCAGAACGACGUCACGGUGGUCCGCGGCUCCCCGGUGGUCCUCCCCUGUGAAGCCCAGGGCAGCCCCCUGCCCCUAGUAUCAUGGAUGAAGGAUGGGGAGCCUUUGUUGCCCCAGAGCCUCGAACAGGGGUCUGGCCUGCAGCUGGAGACAGUGGGAGCUGGGGAUUCGGGGACCUACUCCUGCGUGGCCAUGAGCGAGGCAGGGGAAGCAAGGAGGCACUUCCAGCUGACGGUGAUGGACCCCCCGCACAUCGAGGAUUCAGUCCAUCCUGCAGAGCUGCUGCUGACCCCCGGUGCCCCCUUGGAGCUCCACUGUGAUGCCCGGGGCACCCCCUCGCCCAACAUCACCUGGCAUAAGGACGGGCAGCCCCUGAUCAGCCAGGACAGAAAAGGGGCUGGGCAGCUGCUCCUAGUGGAGGCUGUGCAGGUGGGCGAUGCUGGGCUGUACACUUGCCUGGCCCAGAGUCCUGCCGGCGAAGUUGAAAAGAGCUUCCGGGUCAGGAUUCAAGCACCUCCACACAUUAUUGGACCCCGAGGCCCCCGCUCUGUGGUUGGCCUGGCCCCAGGGCAGCUGGUUCUGGAGUGCUCGGUGGAGGCAGAUCCAGCCCCUGAGAUUGAGUGGCACCGAGAUGGCAUCCUGCUACAGGCAGAUGUCCACACCCAGUUCCCAGAGCAGGGCAGGUUCCUCCAGCUGCAGGCCCUGAGCACGGCCGAUGGCGGUGACUACAGCUGCACUGCCCACAACGCUGCGGGCAGCACCAGUGUGGCCUUCCGUGUGGAGAUCCACACGGUGCCCACCAUUCAGCCGGGACCAGCUGCAGUGAAUGCCUCUGUGAACCAGACAGCCAUACUGCCCUGCCAGGCGGACGGUGCGCCCCCGCCCCUGGUGAGCUGGCGGAAAGAUGGGGCCCCCCUGGAUUCUGGGAGCCCCAGGUUACAGGUUCUGCCCGAGGGUUCCCUGAGGAUCCAGCCAGUCCUCGCCCAGGACACUGGCCACUACCUCUGCAUGGCGUCCAACUCUGCGGGCUCCGAUCGACAAGGCCGUGACCUCCGGGUCUUCGAGCCUCCCGCCAUCUCCCCCAGCCCCUCCAACCUGACGCUGACCGCCCACACGCCUGCCUCACUGCCCUGUGAGGUCAGCGGCUCCCCCAAGCCCCUCGUGGUCUGGUGGAAGGAUGGACAGAAGCUGGACUUGCGCCUGCAGCAGGGCGCCUACCGGCUCCUGCCCGCCAAUGCCCUGCUCCUCACAGCCCCCGGCCCUCAGGACUCAGCCCAGUUUGAGUGCGUAGCGAGCAACGAGGUGGGCGAGGCCCGAAGGCUCUACCGGGUGACUGUCCUCGUGCCUCCCACCAUUGCCGACGACCAGACAGACUUCACUGUGACCAAGAUGGCGCCCGUGGUCCUCACGUGCCACAGCAUGGGCGUGCCGGCCCCGCUGGUGUCCUGGAGGAAGGCGGGCGCCCAGCUCGGGGCGCGGGGCAACGGCUAUCGUGUCUUACCUUCAGGCGCCCUGGAGAUCGGGCAGGUCCUCCCCAUCCACGCUGGCCGCUACACCUGCACAGCCCACAACUCGGCAGGUGUGGCCCACAAACACGUGGCCCUCGCUGUGCAAGCCUCCCCUGUGGUGAAGCCACUGCCUAGCAUGGUUCGUGCUGUGGCGGAGGAGGAGGUGCUGCUGCCUUGCGAGGCCUCAGGUGUCCCACGGCCAAGCAUCACCUGGCAGAAGGAGGGGCUCAGCAUCCCGACAGGAGCCAGUACCCAGGUCCUGCCCAGCGGGCAGCUGAAGAUUGUCCGCGCCAGCCCAGAGGAUGCCGGGAACUACUUUUGCAUCGCCCAGAACAACGUGGGCAGCGCCGUGGGCAAAACUCGGCUGGUGGUGCAAGUCCCUCCUGUGAUUGAGACUGGCCUCCCUGACCUGUCCACCACCGAAGGCUCCCACGCCCUCUUGCCCUGCACGGCCAGUGGCGACCCCGAGCCUGACAUCACCUGGGAAAAAGACGGGCACCCCGUGUCCGGAACCGAGGGCAAGUUCACCAUCCAGCCAUCCGGGGAGCUGCUGGUGAAGAGCUCGGAGAGCCAGGAUGCUGGCACCUACACCUGCACCGCCGAGAACUCUGUGGGCCGCGCCCGCCGCCGCAUACACCUCACCGUCCUGGCACUGCCCGUCUUCACCACCCUGCCUGGGGACCGCAGCCUGCGCCUUGGGGACAGGCUGUGGCUUCGUUGUGUGGCCCGAGGCAGCCCUACCCCCCGCAUUGGCUGGACUCUCAAUGACCGGCCAGUCACAGAGGGGGUGUCUGAACAGGACGGGGGCAGCACGCUGCAGCGGGUGGCGGUCACCAGAGAGACAAUGGACGACGCGGGACAGUACCAGUGCCUGGCAGAGAAUGAGAUGGGCACAGUGGAGAAAGUAGUGGUCCUCGUGCUGCAGACUGCCCUGGGGCCUCCCACUGGUGUCCCUGGGUUUCAGGCGCAGCCCCAGGGGGUGACAGUGAGAUCCGGGGAUGCCGUCCUGCGGUGCUGGGCCACCGGGGAGCCGGUGCCCACAGUAGAGUGGCUGCAUGCGGGCCAGCCGCAGCUCCAGACCCUGCCAGAUAGGAGCCUGGGGCAGGAGCCGGUGGAGGCUGGGGACACGGGCGCAUGUGAAUGUCUGCUUAUACCGAGGACUCAGAGGUGGAUAGUGUCAUCAUUGUUCUCUUCCUUCCUCCCAGGGGAGCCUCAGGGGAGCCGGGGUAGCAUGAUCGGGGCGAUCAAUGGCCAAGAAUUCGGGGUGGCCGCCCUCAACACCAGUGUGCAACGGGAGGCACGUUCUGGGGUCACCACCAUCCAGAGCAGCAUCAGCCACAUCCCUGCGAGUGUGGGGCCUCUGAUGCGGGCGCUCGUGGUCACCAUCUCCCCCAUCUACUGGGCGCUGGCUGGAGAGAGCGGAGACGCCUUGAAUGGCCACUCGCUGACGGGCGGCAGCUUCCGGCAGGAGUCACACGUGGAGUUUGCCACAGGGGAGCUGCUCACGAUGACCCAGGUGGCCCGGGGCCUGGAUGCCAACGGCCUCCUGCUCCUCGAUGUGCUGGUCAAUGGCGCUGUCCCCGAGACCCUAGCUGACGCAGAGCUUCAAGUGCAGGACUUCCAGGAGCGCUAUGUGCAGACGGGGCCCGGCCGGCUCUACGUGGGCUCCACACAGCGCUUCCUGCAGGAUGGGCUCCCUGUGUCCCUGCGCUGCAACCACAGCGUCCAGUACGACGCAGCCCGGGGCCCCCAGCCCCAGCUGGUGCAGCACCUGCUGGCUUCGGCCGUCAGCGCGGCCUUCGAGCCUGAGGCUGAGGCCCUGCGCUUCCAGCUGACCACAGCCCUGCGAGCUGAAGAGAACGAAAUCGGCUGCCCGGAAGGCUUCGAGCUGGACACCCAGGGAGAGUUUUGUGUGGACAGGGACGAAUGCUCGGGUGGCCCCAGCGCCUGCUCCCAUUCCUGCCACAAUGGGCCCGGCCACUUCUCCUGCUCCUGCCCGGCUGGCUUCGCCCUGGCCGGGGAUGACAGGAACUGCAGAGAUGUGGACGAGUGUGCGUGGGACACUGACGUUUGCCCAGGGGGACAGCGCUGUGUGAACUUGCUCGGGUCCUACCGCUGCCUCCCUGACUGCGGGCCUGGCUUCCGGGUGGCCGCGGAUGGGGCCGGUUGCGAAGAUGUGGACGAGUGUCUGGAGCAGUCGGAUGAAUGUCUGUACAACCAGAUCUGUGAGAACAGCCCAGGCGGGCACCACUGUGGCUGCCCCAGGGGGUACUGGAGCCAGGGCCCUGGCCUACCCUGCCUAGAUGUCAACGAGUGCCUGCAGCUGCCCAGGACCUGCGCCUACCGGUGCCACAACCUCCAGGGUAGCUACCGCUGCCUGUGCCUGCCAGGCCACACCCUCCUGCGUGACGGAAAGACCUGCACCCCGAUGGAGCGGAGUGGACGAAACGUGACCACCGUCAGCCACCGGGCCCCCUUGGUGUCUUGGCUACGGCCCCGCGCGCCCACCCCUAGUGCUUCCUACCACACCUGGGCCUCCCCCCGAGUGGGCCCCGGAGCCCUGAGCAGUGGGGGCCGGGCCUGGUGCCCGGCCGGCUUCAUCCGGCAGCACGGCGUCUGCACGGACCUGGACGAGUGCCGGGUGAGGAACUUGUGCCAGCACGCCUGCCGAAACUCCGAGGGCAGCUACCGGUGCCUCUGCCCCGCCGGCUACCGCCUCCUCCCCAGUGGGAAGAACUGCCAGGAUAUCAACGAGUGUGAGGAGGAUGGCAUCGAGUGUGGGCCUGGCCAGAUGUGCUUCAAUACCCGUGGCAGCUACCAGUGUGUGGACACGCCAUGUCCUGCCACCUACAGGCAGGGCUCCAGCCCAGGGACGUGCUUCCGCCGCUGCUCGCUGGACUGCCGCGCGGGCGGCCCCUCCACGCUGCAGUACAAGCUGCUGCCGCUGCCGCUGGGCGUGCGCGCCCACCACGUCGUGGCCCGCCUGGCCGCCUUCUCCGAGGCCGGCGUCCCUGCCAACCGCACGGAGCUCAGCGUGCUGGAGCCGGAUCCGCUCAGCCCAUUCGCACUGCGUCCUCUGCACACGGGACUCGGCGCCGUCUACACCCGCCGCGCGCUCACCCGCGCUGGCCUCUACCGGCUCACCGUGCGCGCCGUGGCGCCCCGCCACCAAAGCCUCUUUGUCCUGCUCAUCGCUGUGUCCCCCUACCCCUACUGA